Kalmanozyma brasiliensis GHG001 is the source of this 1866-nucleotide messenger RNA. RefSeq names its product Xanthine/uracil/vitamin C permease. Gene Ontology annotation, cellular component: plasma membrane. Lineage: Eukaryota; Fungi; Basidiomycota; Ustilaginomycetes; Ustilaginales. Gene Ontology annotation, biological process: transmembrane transport. The transcript has a single exon. Gene Ontology annotation, molecular function: purine nucleobase transmembrane transporter activity. Bases 1 to 1866 code for a protein of 621 amino acids. The record is from RefSeq and is a predicted model, not a curated record.
AUGGGAAUCCCUGCGCUCGUCAACAGCCUCAACAGGGCGGUGGCCACCUCGCCCGUCGGCUACUACUUCCGCCUCGAUGGAUCGGGACACCCACUCUCGCGACCUGGCUCGCGUUUCCUCACCGAGAUUCGAGCCGGUCUCGUCACCUUUGCUGCCAUGGCUUACAUUCUCUCGGUCAACGCCAGCAUCCUCAGCUCGUCCGGUGGUCCCUGCGAGUGCGCCAAGACCGCCGCUGAUCCCGUCUGCGCCAACGACGCCGCCUACAACCAGUGCGUCGCCGUGCUCAACCGUGACUAUGUCUUCGCCACUGCCAUCGCCGCUUGUGUCGGUACGCUGCUCAUGGCUCUUUUCGCCAACAUGCCUUUGGGUCUCGCUCCCGGUCUCGGUGUCAACGCCUACUUUGCCUUCACCAUCGUCGGCGUCGCUGGCACGGGUAUCAUCCCUUACAGCCAGGCCCUUUCGGCUGUCUGGCUCGAGGGCUGGAUCUUCUUCCUGCUUUCGCUCUUCGGUAUUCGACAGUGGCUCGCUCGCCUGUUGCCUCACAGCAUCAAGCUGAGCACCGGUGCCGGUAUUGGUAUCUUCCUCGCCUUCAUCGGUCUCGGUCCCAACGGUCUUGGCGUCAUUGGUGGCAACGCUGCUGAUCUCGUCGGUCUCGCCGGCUGCCCUGCUCAGUACCAGGACCCCGACACCGGCUACUGUCUCAGCCACAAGCUCCAGGCCCCCACUCUGUGGCUCGGUGUCAUGCUCGGCGGCAUCUUCACCGCUCUCAUGCUCAUCUACCGCGUCAAGGGUGCUUUCCUCAUCGGCAUUCUCCUUGUUUCCAUCGUCUCGUGGCCCCGCAACACCGCCGUCACCCUCUUCCCGCACACCGAGGCCGGCGACGACGCAUUCAACUACUUCAAGCAGGUCGCCAACUGGAACGGACUCGGCAUGCUCGGCCCCAAGAACAUCGACUGGUCCGGCUACAGCAACGGCAAGGUGUGGUAUGCGCUCAUCUCGUUCCUCUACAUCGACCUGCUCGACACCACCGGUACGCUGUACGCCAUGGCCAGCCACGCCGGUCUCAUGGACGCCCGCACGGGUGACUUUGAGGGUUCGUCGGCUGCCUACCUUUCGGAUGCGGUUGCUAUUUCGAUCGGUUCGCUGGUCGGCUGCUCGCCCAACACGGCCUUUGUCGAGUCGGCUUCGGGUAUCGCCGAGGGCGGUCGCACCGGUAUUACGGGUCUCACGACGGCGUUCAUGUUCUUCCUCUCGCUCUUCUUUGCUCCCAUCUUCGCCUCGUUCCCUGCCUGGGCGACGGGCUCGACGCUGGUCAUCGUCGGAUCCAUGAUGGCGUCCAACACGGCGCAGGUCAACUGGUCCUACGUCGGCGACGCCAUCCCUGCCUUUGUCACCAUUGUCGGUAUCCCGCUCUUCUUCAACAUCGCCUACGGUCUGAUCGCGGGUAUCUGCUGCUACAUUGCGCUCAAUGCUAUUCCUUGGCUCAUCCUCAAGGCCACCGCGGGUCGCGUCAAGCCCGAUGGAUGGGACACUAUCAAGGAGCCGUGGGGUGCCCGCAUGGUCUCGGCCAACGACGAAACCACCACGGGCUUCAUGGCCAUCGUCCCGCCCUGGAUGCGCAAGGUCAUGGCUGGAAACAUGAAGUUCUGGCAGAUGACGGAUGCCGAGAUCGAGUUCUACCUCGAGGGCAGGAGGGAGACGCAGAGGUUGGCGCAGGAGAGGCAGGACCAGCUCGAGCACGAGCGGGCCGCCAUGUACGGUAACAGCGACGACGUCGAGGCGCGCGCGUCGAGCGAGGUCAACGACGAGAAGAACUCGACCGGCAGCGGCGACGAGCCUAGGCAUGUGGUUGGCAGUGCUCAGUAG